CUGCCUCUCUUGCCAUCGCCAUAAUUUCCGCACUUUAUCGGUCACUUAUUCUUGCAGAAUCAUGUCCGGCGAGUCUCCUCGCAGCAGACGGAAUCGGAAGGAGCGUGAGGAGCGCCGCGCCGAGGGGGGAAGACGCGCGCCGGCAGAGUCGUUCGCACGGGAGCGCGGCACGCCAAAGAAGGAGGGAGGGCGUACGACGGGCGUGCGCGUCGCCGAACGAAGUCACCACCUAUGUGGCAACACGGAGGAGGGAAAGAGAACCCUCAAGCAUCAUAGAGCGAUGGGCAAGACGGCGAGGGCGACGGUGGGGGAUCCAUCCCACCUCGACAGGAUGGCAGUUCUCCGCGCGACUGCAACUCGACAAGCCGCCCGCUGCGCGAGGCGAGACGCUCGAUGGCCCGCCCGCAAUGGCUUCUUCCUCAGCGUCCAGCACGCCCUCGACCGCUAUCGCGUCAUCAGCGAGAAUUUCGACCGCGCGCGGUUCUCCAUCGGCGCCAACCCUCUCGUCGUCGGGUGCGUGCCCUGGCCAGCGGUGGUGCAUCCGAGUCGGCUUGUAGGCGACGAUGGCCGAGGCGUUCAGGGAAGUACGUCGUGGGAGGACGUCGAGCACUUCCUACAGGGUGUAAAGCAGAUUUUGAGGCCGGCGGAGUAUCAGGAUCUUCUCCGGAAGGUCAGGCUGCAGUUCCAUCCGGAUAAGUGGGCGAGUCGGGGGAUCCUGGAGAGUGUUCUGGACGACGAGCUUCGCGUCCAGCUACAUACCUGGUGUGUGAUAGUCUCGCAGGCAGUCAACGCUGCGUGUUGA
This is a messenger RNA of Schizophyllum commune H4-8, 802 nucleotides long. RefSeq lists its product as uncharacterized. The record is from RefSeq and is a predicted model, not a curated record. The transcript has a single exon. Bases 62 to 802 code for a protein of 246 amino acids. Lineage: Eukaryota; Fungi; Basidiomycota; Agaricomycetes; Agaricales; Schizophyllaceae.